GGGAAAAGUUCGGAACAAAGUGAAGAUCCUUGUUUGGCGCGGUUUGUUCUCGCCGUCCGUCUCCACGUCCAACUGGAAAAGGGAGGAAAAUAUUUUAACGUUUCACGCGAAAAAUCACCAACUGGCACAGAACGCAGUGGAUUUCCAGAGUGGUACGUGGUAGCACUCCGGUGUGCAUUGUUGUAGUCGGGAUUGUCUGCGAAUUGAGAUGUGCGCCGGUGAUUGUGGGCGAAAAAAUCCUAACGACAUUGAGUGAAAUCGAGAGAACAUCAUGACGGUGCUCUAGGUGCGAACGAAGAGCCUCUUCAGUUCGAAUGAAAUUUUAUUUAUUCAUGUUUUGUCGAUUUACCUUCGUUAGGUUAUUGUGUGUAGAAAAGAAUUAAAUAUUGAAUAAAUUGCUGAUAAUACUUAUCACGGUGGGAGGGUAGAUAAAUACUAUACAAGUUCUCAGUGAAGUAAAGAGUGCCAAAUGUAUUGUGUUUGUAGAUCGACAAAUAUAAUAAAAUAAAAAAAAGCUGACAAUAAGUGAUAAACAUAAUCAGCUACAGUACAACACAAAAAUUAACCACCAGCUGAUUGCAGUUAGUGAAAAAUAGAAGAGAAGUAAAACGGUGUUUCAUGCAAAUUCGAGCUUAAUGCAAACCUGUGCCAAAAAUACGUAGCCGUAGAAGCGUUGUCUGUCGGAAGUUUAUUUCGACUUCAUCGCCACGAAGAAACCACCGGUAGUGACAGAGAGAAACAUAAGACACAAAAUAAAAAAAAGUUAAUCACCGUCGUUACACCCGUCACCGGUUGACCGCGGGAAGUAAAUCCCACACCUCCGAGGCCAUCCAUCCAAUCUGGAUAGGAUUUUAUAUACUCGGCGCAGCCGUCCAGCACGAAAACAAAACAAAAAAAAAAGAUCCGAUCCACCGGAAAUAAAGUCCACGGAACCGGGUGCGCUUCGGCAACGCGGCCACAGGACGAAUUUCACGCUUCGGCUGAAUCCGGCUGUACGGGGCCAAUCAAUGCCCGUGCUUUGGGCCACUAUCAGAUUCCGGAAUGAACUGCCAGCUCAGUGAAUAAUUGAUUUCGGUCUCAUUUAUUAUUAACGAUGUCUGGACUGAGCUAUCGGGAAAUGUUUAUUCCGAGGCAGUGCGCGUAUUCGCUUAAUUAAAAUCCAAACAGUGGCAGACCGGGUAGUGAGUGAGUGAGUAAGGGCAACAGGGGCCCAACAAAGGUGACGUAAAAAGUGUUCAAAUUCAGCCCAGUUGACCCUUCGGGGAAUGGUAGUGGACUGGUGCUUUGUGAUGUGUUUGAUGGAUUUGGAGCGCCACACAAAUUGAGCGUCUGGCUCCGCAGAUUGUUCUUUAAGCCGUCGUAACUCACACAGCAGCAGAUCGAAAAAGAUACCUGAAUCCGAAACGAAAACAGUGUGCCAAAUUAUUCGUCGUUGAUCCAUUGAUUGCGUGUGCUAGAAAAGAGCAGAAAAAAAAGUUGAAUGAUCGCGAAGUUUUACGCCAAGCAGAGCACGUACAGAGUUCGGUAAAUGUGGCAGUAAAGUUUCGAAAGCGUAGCGGCGAAAGACGGUGAAAAAAGGUGCCCUUCCCGGAUCACGUUCGCAGCCGAAACCGAUAGAGAGCAGAGAAAUGGUGGAUAUUAGUUCUAUUAUCGAAGGAACCGUCAAGUUCCGCGACGGCAAAAAGUGGAAGUCACGGUGGUGUGUUAUGCGGAAACUAUCCCCAGUAGCAGACUGUCUUCACCUGCAGCUGUACCGUGACUCCAAGGAUCGGUACAAAAAUGGUCAAACCAAAGCGUCGCUCUCGUUGCAGCACUUUCUGGGCGUCGAGUCCGGCUUCACACUCGACAAGGAAUCCAACACGAUAGCAAUAAUCUGUCAGGAUGUGAUAGUGGUUCUUGCGUUUGACACUCGCGAAAGACUGAUACAGUGGCAGGUUAAAAUAUCAAACAACCUAGGGGAUGACUUGCAAUACCUAGUGCUGGUCUCGUCGGCGCCUCCCAAGGCCAAACUGGCGACUGGACCAGCACGAAUGCACAUCCAGGAUCAUCGUUUCUGUCUGACAACGGGAGUUCCACCACGACUGACUGGCAUGUGGAACAUUCAACAUCUCAGACGCUAUGGGGUGGUGGAUAAUCGCUUCUGCUUCGAAGGCGGCUCCAGCUGCGGUAAAGGCGAAGGACUAUACGUUUUCGUUACGGAUCUCGGGGAUGAGAUUACCCAUACACUCAAAAUGGCAUCCCAGGGUAAAUUGGCGAGUAAAAAGCGAGCAGCAGCUAGAAAAAUUUCAGCUUUCGACAGUCCCCGGAAAGGAGCGGAAUCUCGUUGCACCAACUAUAAUGACGAAAUCUGUACGGUUCACAUUGAAAACUCUACAUGUACCUGUCGGACGGCUUACUGGCCCUCGACGGAGUCUAGAGACUUGGAUAGUAACUAUGGUUGUGGCGAUACAGCUUCCGUGUCCGAAGGACACGACAGUAUCAACGAUAUGGAUUCAUUCCCUCGGAGUACCGUGGCCAACUUGGAGCGCUGUAUGAGUUGCAUCUCCAAGCUGGGUGCCCCCUCUAUGUCGCGAAGCUCCACAGUUACGGGAACACCAGGAGCUGUAGCACCGAUGCCGGCAUGGCACACACUGACCGAGCACAACAAUCACAUUAAUCAGUCGCACAUCGCAAAAACACCAGCACUAGAUAGAAUGUCCCUCUGUUCUCGCGGUAGCAGUAAUACUUCUGAAUAUUCCAUACCACGACAGACCUGUGCUCCCAGUCAGCACGGGCCAGAAUCGUGGUAUGAGAAGGUUCCGGCUACUCAGCUGACUUGUAUGCAUAAUCGUCCCACGUCUCCUUGCCAGUGUUGUCCUCCCGGAAGACCACCGAAGCCUAAAGAAAUUUCCCUUCACAUCACAGCUCCAAUUCAUUCGGCUAUGAUGUCUUGCAAGUCCCCUCAACCGAGUCACAUUGGUCCCUACGAAAACUAUGACAUCCCAAAGACUCCCGUUGCUAUUGACGAUAGCGGCAAUACCACGGAGAACUACGAUACACCUAAGAAAAUACAAGAGUACCUGUUGAAGGAGGCUAACAGCAGCGGAAAGAGCGAAGUUGGCAGCUAUGGCAACUAUGACACGCCCCUUUCACUAAGCAAUGCAGUAUGUGGUUGUUUGCACGGUAAUGAGAGUCAAAAUGCAGCGAAACCGGAAAAGGAAUUGAGCGGUCCACGUGUCGAUUGUACCUGUAAUCGGGUAAUGUCCUGGGCCGAUAACUGGAUUCCAUUGCCACUGUGUAAGCGAGGAAACGGGAUUGAAAAUACGGGUGUUCAAAUCAAUAAAAUUAAACUGAGUGGUGAAGGUAAAAUGCCUGUUGUAGACGCUAGUAAGGAAAACGCCAUUUACGCGACUGUAGAUAUGACUAAAAAAAUUCGAAAGCGGCUCGAGGGUGCUUGUGAGUGCGACAUAAACGAAAGCGAAAGUGUUAAAUGCGAGCAGAAAUCAAGUUACGAUAAUUACGAAGACGUGGAAAUACUUACCGAAACUCAAAAGGCAAACUACGCUAACUUGGAAUUCGAAAAAUCCCUCGAAAACUACGAAAACUCAAAGGAAGUGCUCCAGAGAGCAGGUCUCUCUUUACACGAUUUCGAACGUGAGCAGAAGAUCUGCCACAAAUGUGGUCACCCCAAUAGUGUUUCGAAGGAUGCUGACAACACCAAAACAGAAUCCCAAGUAGCUGAUAAGCAAGAGAACUACGUCAUGAUGGAACCUACCAACCUAAAGUCCAAGUUCCCUGGUUACAUCCCAAUGUCCCCAGCCGCUCCAACAACAGUCACCGAUGCCGAACCUUCUCCAGCAUCGCCAACAGCUCCUCCGUUACCGUUCAAAUCAGACCUUCUGAAGCAGCGAAUGAGUCGAAUUAUUGGAGAAAAAUCCGCGAGCAAUCCAAGCCUUUGCGGGCCAGCAGUCGAUCGAAGUCGAAAACGGAUAGACGAUGAAACGCGCGUUCCCGGAAGUGCCAUGCUGAAGGGAACCACCAGUCCGUAUACCCGCAAACAACUGCUAGAUCACAGCGAUCUGCUACCAUGUGAUAAAAGACUCUCCCCUCGGAAACGUUCCGCCUCCGCUGAGUCAUCCCGCUUCCUAGAUGAUGGAGAAGAGGCUGAAAGUCCGCUGAGCGGAACAGCAUCACCAAGUACUGAAACCCUCCAGAAACCAUCCACUUCAACCUGCAACAUCGAAAUCCGAAGAUUGUCGUCACCCUGCGUCCACCAAGAAACGGAACCUUGUCCAGCGGAAGCAUGUUGUGAUAAAACUUCGGUACCCGUCGAAACGGAGGACGAUAUUUCCGCAUCUACAAAUCCUAGUCAAAAUUCACAGUCGGUCUACAUUCGGCGAUCGGAAAGUGUUCCAUGCAAAGCUCAAAACCGGGAUAGCUCGAGCUCCAAUGAUUCUGGAGUUUCUACUGGAUCUCUGCGGCAACGAGGAACAGACUUCACGGAAUUCGAACUACCACUCACUACGGCAAUGUCGGCCCGAAGACACCAACGGCAUGUGCUACCGCAGCAAGGAUGUGUCCACUCGUCUCUUCCCCGGAGAUCCAAAUCGUUCGAUCCAUUAAGGGAAUUGACAUUCCAGUUUCAGAAGAUCCGUGUCCCAGAGAAAAGCACUUCGGCCGAAGCUGAGGUUCCCAUCUGUCCACCAAAGACAAAAGCAUACGGAAGUCCGGAUAUAAUGGCAACAACUACGGUACCGUAUAUCGACUCCAGGAGUACCAGUAGCGGAACAUCCGACAUGUCCGAUUACAUCGAAACACUUUCCCUGUCCAGUCACAGUUCGUCGGAUACGCCCGAAGGCAUGAGACACAUCAGACAGGCAACCUCGACUCUUCGACCGCGAUCUGGCAAGGAGUACCAGAACAUUGAUCGAUCGAUUCUGUCGCUCACUCAGGCGGGCAGUGAGUCUUCGCUCAAGCAUGCUGGCACACCUUCCCAACUGCGCGGACUACUGCCCUGUUCGGCAAAUUACGCCAACAUCACCCCCGUCCCGGAAAACGCAGAAUCACCCAGCCCCGGCUAUCAGAGCGGUACCUCACCCCAGGACGGACAAGUUCAACACUUUUUGUUCAAGAACUCGUCUUAACUUGAAGAGCAUCACCAACCGGUCAACAAAUGAAAGCAAUAAAGACUAACUUUUAUAUAUAAGUAUAAACAAAUAGAGAAUCAAAAAACAAAUACCUAUCUAUAUAUAUCCCAUACGAAGGAAGAAAACAAGAAAACAAAGCAGAAUUGCAGCAAAUUGUUUUGUAACGAAAAAAACCACACUCAUCCAAUCAGAAACCGAAUCGACUGCUGGAUUCUGCCAGAGGAGGAUUGUGCAAUGAUCGAACCAGAGGAACAGUAAAUCCGAAUCACAGCGUCCGACAUAAAUACACACACAAACACAGAAACGCAGAGACAGGAAGCUGCGCUUGUUUCCCUCUGAUUCAGCCCAAAUAAUUACUUUUCCUUUCCGUGUAGUUCACGGCUUUGAUUGCUUUGUCUUCACUUUCAUUGAUUUUUAACCUUUAGGGCAAAUAUUGACCCCCUCGGUCCUGUGUUCUGCAGUAACCGUAUCUGCACAUGCUAGUAAGCCGCAUCCGCUACUGGGCAAAGCGUUCUCCUUCGGCUGAAGAUGUACAGGCUUCCACACCCACAUUCGCAUACCCACGUUACGUCUUCGCUUAUCAUAAGAUACAACAGACAAGCGGGGUUGGAUUGGAAUUGUGGCGAGGCUUCGCAAACAGAAGAAUAAUGAAGCAAAGCGAAUAAGAAGGGGAUUAUUUCUCUCAGCUUUUACUUCUAGUCACAGUGGAGCAAUAGGGACCGGAAAGCAAACACUGCAUUUCGCGAUAGUUCCGAAGAAUUCGAUCGAUUGGUCGGAAUCGAACAAAAGAAUGCUGGAUUACUUCUGUUAGAGCAAUUCACUUUGGGUGUGAAGAAAUGACGGGAUGACUGUACUUUGCUUCUGGGAUUUUCCGGUCACCCUGGACACCAGCUAGCGGGCGCUCCAAAUCAAAGUCUGAGAACGAGAAUAAAUAAGACUCUGUUUGGUUUGCUCUGGAGCUUUGGUGUGCAGACCGCGAAAUCAAACGUAGGCCAGCAUUAUUGAUUUAUCAGGUUACUGAAACAGUUGAUUAACGUCUUUGGUUGUGUUUGCUUCUUUUGUUUGCAAUAAUAUAACAGAGAGGUUAGCAAUGAAAGGAAAACAAUACAUUUGUUCUAUAGGUCUAAGCUGCAACCCGUGACACCCAUAAAUUACCCUGCUUGAUAUCGGGAUCACGGAGUAAAAUAUUUAAAAAAAUUGGAGUUGUACUCUACACUCAAUCAUCUUCGGCGUAUGUGAAAACUUUGAACAAUCCUCAAACACAGGAAAACAAACAACAACGACUUUUUAUUGUUUUUGUUAUAGGUGAACAAUGGUAUGUUUCUGCAAUAGAGUAUUUUUACUGUACUGUGCUUUGUUGAUACAUAAUGAGAAACCUAAGGAAGAGCGGAGACACAUAUGCAAAUACGAAUAGGAAUCCAAAGGAGUAAAACCUAGUGUGAAAGUUCCACUCGAAACUUUUAUUCAAGUGCUAGUCUAAACAAAAGCCCCGUUUUCAACCGAAUGCAGGAAGUUAUUGUUGUAAAUAUAUUUAAAAAUAUAUACAAUUCGUGUAUUAUAAACAAUUGCCAAAAUACCUAUUACGAAAUAUUUAUUGAUAUACCCUUAACACAUACUGAAUAUUGACGCAUUUAAUCCAAUAUUAGUAUAUACGAACGAAGAAUCUUCUUUUCGAAAAAUGUAUAUUUAAGACAUACUAAACCACGAUCUAUUUUCUAUGUAUAUAAAGCAACACUUUCAAAGUCCAUACAUCUCGUGCGAUCCAUUUUCGUCUCCAUCGGAGAGCCCAUCUUAGAUUUUAUUCCUUUCUUUAACCGCCAUCGAAAAUCACUAACCUAUUUACUACGACACCAGUUCUAUUCCAUAACACACACACGUGCAGUUCUUUUCCAUCAUUAUUCUACUCACACGCCUAAACACACUCAUACACCCACACGAGAAAGUUUAAUGAAAUAUACUUACACUAAUCGAAGAAGAUAAAAAAGCAAAGCAGCAAAAAACAAAUUUAGCAAAAGCAAACCCAACUCUAAAAUAGCAUAAAUCGUUACUCAAAAAAAGAACCUAUUAGGACGACUAACGAUGAUCGAUGUUAGACGUUUUCCAUGCCAGUUUGGAAGAUGGAAAACCGUUCAGCAAUUUUUGUUUCGUUUGUUUUGCUGCUCCGAUACGAAGAGAAAACAAAAAACAAAAUGGCACAAAUUUAUUACACCACCAGCAGCAGACACCAUAAAAAAAGAUCGAAUAUUGAAAUAACCAAAAAAACGUCGCUCUAGCUCAAUUUAAUUAGUGAAUUGGAACAGUCUACGAAAAAAAUCGUUUAGUCGAUGAUUUUUUCAGUUGAAGUUUAUCGAAAAUUAGAAAAAAAAACACAAAAUUCAUCAAAACCGCAACAGUAAACCAAGAUGGGCACCAUAAAUGGGAGUGAAACUUGUUUAAUUUUUUUUUUAACUCGAUUUUAAACUAUCGGAAAGUUUUGGCGUGAUAAGGUUUAUAUUUUAUAUACAUACAGAUGGAAAAAAGUAACACGAAACAUAAUGGCAAAAAGUGAAACGUUAGUUUUCUUUUACUGAUACGAGCAGGAGAAAUUACACGCUAAAUUUGUAAAUAGCAUUACUUUGAAAAUAUGGUUUUUGACAGCAAAAAAUUAACACAAAAAUGAAAACAACAACGGUUCAUGGCAAUCGAAACGGCAUCUGGUGUUUGUAGCACGCGUAGAAGCAAAACUUAAACAAUCCAAGAAGAGUUUUGGUGCAAAUAGUCCCACACUCAAGUGCAUUGGUUGCAGUAAAUGGCGAAAUUAUUGGAAAAACACAGCCGAUCAUGUCAGCAUGUCAGAAACGCAAAAAAAAAUCCAAAUAAAACUACUGAAACUUUCAUAAAAUGUACUCACAGUAAGAUGGCAA
Molecule: messenger RNA, 8029 nt
Organism: Wyeomyia smithii (pitcher-plant mosquito)
Lineage: Eukaryota; Metazoa; Arthropoda; Insecta; Diptera; Culicidae
Exons: 10
Coding region: 1629-5123 (1164 amino acids)
Biological process (GO): positive regulation of protein tyrosine kinase activity; neuromuscular junction development
Molecular function (GO): protein kinase binding
Source: RefSeq, a predicted model, not a curated record